Molecule: messenger RNA, 3529 nt
Organism: Epinephelus lanceolatus (giant grouper)
Lineage: Eukaryota; Metazoa; Chordata; Actinopteri; Perciformes; Serranidae
Source: RefSeq, a predicted model, not a curated record
AUGAGCAUCAAGACCACCGUAUCUCAAAUGAGUUUUGAGUUUAUGUACAGGCCCAGGCCCAGGGGGAAUCAAAGGAUCUACCAGAAGAACCUGAAGCUGAGCGCUGCUGACAUGUACCGCUGGAAACUUUCCUCUCAGGAGCCCUGCAGCAUGACCUGUUCUAUAGGAGUAUCAAAGUCCUUCGUCACAUGUAUUCGUUAUGACGGCGUCGAGGUGCACGAUAUGUACUGUGAUGCUCUGACCAGACCGGAGCCGGUCCACGACUUCUGUAUUGGGAGAGAAUGUCAGCCCAGAUGGGAGGCGAGCAGCUGGAGCGAGUGCUCCAGGACCUGUGGGGAGGGUUUUCAGUUUCGUCAAGUUCGCUGCUGGAAGAUGCUCUCGCCGGGCCUGGACAGCUCAGUGUACAGCGACCUCUGUACCAUGGCCGACCUGGAGAGACCCGUGGAGAGACGGCCCUGCAAGAGCCCCGCCUGCGGCCCACAGUGGGAGGUGGCUGAGUGGACUGAGUGUCCUGCGAAAUGUGGCCGCAAAGCCCAGGUGACCCGCGAUGUCCGCUGCUCUGACGAGACCCGACCAUGUGACCCGAUGACCAAACCACCAAAUGUCAAAAACUGCACCGGUCCACCUUGUGAACGCCACUGGACUGUGUCUGAGUGGGGGCCUUGCUCAGGGUCGUGCGGCCAGGGGAAGACGGUGCGUCAUGUGUACUGUAAGGCUCCAGAGGGUCGCGUGGUUCCUGAGAACCAGUGCUCUGCGGAGGAAAAGCCGCUGGCCAUCCACCCCUGUGGGGAGCGAGACUGUGCUCCAUACUGGCUGAGCCAAGACUGGGAGAGGUGUAACACAACCUGUGGUCGAGGUGUGAAGCACAGGCUCGUCCUCUGCGUCGGCAUCAGUGGAGGAAAGUUCCAGGUCUUUGAUGAGGAGGCGUGUGGAGGCAGCGAGAAGCCCGAAGAGGAAAACACCUGCUUUGAGAGACCAUGCUUCAAAUGGUACACCACGCCCUGGUCUGAGUGCACAAAGACGUGUGGCGUGGGUGUGAGGAUGAGGGAUGUCAAGUGUUACCAGGGCAGGGAGCUGGUCCGAGGCUGCGACCCCCUCACCAAACCUGUGGCCAAACAGACCUGCACCCUGCAGCCCUGCCCCACGGAGCCGCCAGAUGAGAGCUGCCAGGAUCGUCCCUCCACCAACUGCCUGCUGGCGCUGAAGGUCAACCUGUGCAGCCACUGGUACUACAGCAAGGCCUGCUGCCACUCCUGCCGCGCCCUCCGACCUCCAACCUCCUAGUCCAGGAAACCGCCGCCUCUCUCCACCCUGACUCCAACUCCAGCAUGAGGAAAGAAAUGGGUACGUUUAAGUCCACGUGGUCCAACAGUUACUGUGAACAGUGAGAGGAAAGUCCAGAGUGACCUACAAUAACUUUGAUUCACAUGUGUUCGUUUAUCAAGUUGGAUAAUUUAAAGGAAAUCUUGAACAUUUUGCCAGUCCUGUUGAUGCUGCAUCAACUGCGAUGUUCACACGUAAAACAAAAUCCCUCUUGUCAUUCUCUAAUUGUUCUUCAUCGUAUUUUUUCUUCCAAACACAGAAUGCAAUGUGUUUCUGGUAUAUUUGGAAUAAACAGAGAAAGAAUUGGGCAAAAAGCAAUUUUUAUUUUGGAGGGGAUCCUCUCUACUACUCAAGUUACUUCUUGUGUGGAGAGGGUUUGUGAUUACAACUGACAACCAGCACCGUGUUUAGGGGCCUUUGGUGAAACGUGAAAUAAAGAGCAGCCGAUCACUUCUUACCGAAACAUGCAGUACAUUUAGUUAAAUCUGAGGUACGCAGUUUCCUGGAAAUGGCAAAAAAAUCAGAAGAAUUUGAAAAUACACCCUCCCACCAGACAACCACGGGCAAAUGCAUGUGCUUCAUACAGUUCAACCUUGUGUUUCCCCUACAUGGAUUUAUUUAAUCUUAUUUCAUUGUAGAGUUGCACAGAUUCACUCAGCACCUCCUUGCCCAAUCCACAAAUGAGACAAGAAUUAGCUGCUAGCCACCUGGUAGUCCCUCCGCCUCCCUCCCGCCACUGUGGACUGCUUCCCUGGGAGGAAAGCAGACAGCAGCUCCAGAAACCGACCUUCAGUCCGCCGCUGUAGCAGCUUGAAUUCAGCAGUUACAACAGCUGGUGGUCGACAGCAGCACCGGCUCUAAGCUGUGUAACGGCAGAACAGACAGUUUGCUGAUCCACAGGAGAGUUGGGGCUGUCGGGUUUCACUGCUGCCCGCUCUCCUCCCGGCGAGGUGGUCCGUAGUGGCGGGGAGUGAGGCGGAGAACACACUGAGCUAAUGUUAGCUACAUAAAUGUGAACUUGAAGCCACAGUCAUGAGCCUUUAGCUACAGUUAGUAAAAGGCUAGAAUAUUAGCAACAUUUUGUCUCCUGAAACACUUUGCUGAUAUGGACACACUCUUUUAGACUCUUUGAUUUGAUUAGUCCGUCUUCCUUUUUUGGGUUGCUUUACAAUGUUGCCAGUGUUGGAAUAGCAACUUUCUCUGGAUUCUCCGCCACUGAAUCAGACUUUCACUGAAGAGAUGUGCAUCUGCAUUUGUAGAACAGCAAAUAGGAAUGCCGUCUCUCUGAAAUGACCUGUGAUCGACCACAGACGCUCGUCACUGGCUAGAUUUUCUAAAACCUGACAACAGAGCCAAGAGGAGGUGCAGAAGUUCAGUUUUCUCUUGAAUUACAAUAUGCUCAAAGUUUAUUUGGGGAUUUUUGCCCAGACAGCAAAAUAAAACUGCCUAACCCAGCUUUACGAAAAGGACUUUUUUGUUUUCUUGUCCCAAAAAAUAUUUUCAUGAUCAUUUCCAAUAUUAUCUCAAGACCUCGUGCAACCAUAAAGCCAGUUCUUAUCAGCUGUUGUUGAUUAAUUAUCAGUUCUGGUAGAAAAUCUUCCUCUAACAACACGUGGAGUCGGAGUAAAAGUGGAGUCAACACUCAGACGGUGUGACAGGCCUCCACCAUCAGUUAGCAGCUCGCUCUUGUUGUGUUCAUCGCUGCAAUGAAAAGAUCUAUUAAAUUAUUUCUCAACUGAAUAUACUGCAUGACUAGAAUAUUUAAUACAGAUACUGUUUAUGGAAUAUUAUUUAAUUGUGUUUCAGUUUGGUGUCCGGCAUGUAAAAAGUUUGUAAUUCCAUUCCACCCCCUGCCCGCUUGGCGCAGUGCCGGUACGCCUGCAGGAUAUGGAAGCAUAUUUAUUAGUCAUAGCACAUUUUCAUUUAUCGUGACGCUCCUGAUGCCAGCCGGCGGUUAUUCAUCGGGUUAACUGAUGCCAGUUCUGGUCUGUGUGUGACAGAGGAGAGUUAAUACAAACACAGAGGAUUCCUGACACUUGAAGUAUGGCUGAAAUGUAUUCAUGUAUGUCUCAUUUUUAACUAUUGCGUACUGUGUUUUUAUAUAACUGAUACCUCUUUGUACAAAACGUAAGUAUGGACAUUGUGUACUGUUGAUAAUAGGCUGAAAACCUAAUGGUACUGACUUGUAUUUCAAUUAAAUAACAGU